Messenger RNA from Nicotiana tabacum (common tobacco), 567 nucleotides. The record is from RefSeq and is a predicted model, not a curated record. NCBI's taxonomy places the organism in Eukaryota, Viridiplantae, Streptophyta, Magnoliopsida, Solanales, Solanaceae.
AUGAGGUAUCUGAACGACUCGGACUACUAUGGAGGAUUUGAACAGGAAGAUCUGGAUCAAUUGUUCGAAGCAAUGAGAUCAAAUUACAAAGCAUGGUGUUCAGGAUUUGCACCCUUAGUUGUAGGAGGAGACAUGGACUCCGUGGCAAUUCAGGAAUUCAGCAGGACAUUGUUCAACAUGAGACCGGACAUAGCACUAAGUGUGUUACAAAUCAUAUUCCUAAGUGAUUUAAGGCAUUUGUUGGCUCAUGUAACUGUCCCAUGUCACAUAAUUCAGAGCAUGAAGGAUCUGGCCGUGCCUGUGGUGGUGUCCGAGUACCUCCACCAGCACCUCGGUGGGGAGUCUAUCGUGGAGGUGAUGUCCACGGAAGGCCAUCUGCCGCAACUCAGCUCACCGGAUGUUGUUAUUCCGGUGCUGCUUCGCCAUAUUCGUCAUGAUAUUGUCGUUUAAUUAUUAUUAGUACUAGUACUAGUGUAGCAGCAAGCAAAGUUCACUUGCUUGGAAUAAUGGAUGUUGUACAAAAUUGACCAUCUUGCCUUGUAGUUGCCAUCUCCAUCUCUUGUUAAA